AUGGAGAAAUUUGAUAAAGCAAAUUAUUUUUACUUUAUACCACCAGAAGGCAAGUCACAGAGUUCUGAAUACAUGGAUAUACCCGAACGAGAAAACUCACCGCUAAGAACUGAAUGGCUGGAAUCUAACAACAAAGCAGGCCUUCUAAAUAAAUAUUAUAAAAGCUAUGUCCGGCCAUUUAAAGAAAAGGGAGAAAAGAGCACAGAAAUGGAUUUUUAUACUUCUAUUGAAGAUCCUGUACGGAAACAAAGAAUAUAUCCAAGUUAUCAAUUUAGAGAUGUCAUUGCUAAACAACGAACGUGGAACGUAAAAUAUCCUCGCGAAACGUAUCCUCUUGACCCUAAAGCAUAUGAUGGAUUUUUAGAUACAUUUAGUAAAGGAUCAAUUGCUGAUUUUAAUCCAGAAGAUUACGGUUUGGUAGCGUCAAAUAUGAUUAUAACAAAAUCUACAGGUACUAAUGAUCAAGAAACUCGAAUAUUACCUG
Messenger RNA from Dentiscutata erythropus, 484 nucleotides. Lineage: Eukaryota; Fungi; Glomeromycota; Glomeromycetes; Diversisporales; Gigasporaceae. The record is from the annotation of a GenBank genome assembly.